UCUUCACAUCACAACAGGAUUUUUUCAGACAGUUUAUAAAAUGCCUGUCAGUCUCUGUGGUACAUGGGAUAUGGUCAGCAAUGUCAACUUUGAGGGAUACAUGAUUGCUUUAGGGAUUGGCCUGUACACCCGUAAAAUCGCCCUGAAGCUAAAACAUCGUAAAGUGAUGGAGCAGGUGGGAGAUCGCUUUGUGAUCAAGACACUCAGCACGGUCAGAAACUACACUCUUUCCUUUAGAGUGAAUGAAGAGUUUCAAGAGUUCACCAAGGGACUGGAUGACAAACACUGCAAGUCCCUGGUGAAUUGGGAGGCAAACAGGAUGGUGUGCGUACAAAAGGGUGAGAAAAAGAACAGAGGCUGGGCGCACUGGAUUGAGGAUGAUAAACUUAAUUUGGAAUUGUACUGUGAAGAUGAAGUCUGCAAGCAAGUUUUCAAACGGGUUGUCUGAGGCCUUGUGGUGGAGUUUAAAAUUUGAAAAGACGCACUGAUGUAAACAAAGUAGUUUACACUUCUAAGUCAGAGGAACAUGGGCAAGAGGAAGGACCUAUGUUCCAGCCUAUGUCCCAAAACCCAGAUUUAACUAUUACAACCAGUGAGGCACAGAUUCCUGGAUUGUUGAAAGUCUAGAAUAGGAGUUAAGGUGCCACUAGAGGGCGACAUAAGACCAUUUACAAACAAACACUGUUCAGAAUGGUCAACAGUUCGUUGGAAAACAUUUUGUCAAUAGUGGUGUUCCUUUACCUGAUCACAAGACAGUAGCCACUUUCACAAAGAUGUAGCAAUGUGCCAAGUAUAACCUAAUGGCCCUGAGCCAUAGGCCUACUGCUGUUACACUUUAUUUCUGAUGUAAAUAAAUCCACAGUUAUUUUUUCACCAGAAUAUGAUGCAUUCCUUUCGCCUUUUUAAACAAAUUUUAUUUAGACCAUUUUGUAAGGCUGUGUUUUUAUAUAUAGGCCUAUAUUAUUAUUUCUGUAUGUUUAGUCACAUCUAAACAUGGUUUGUUAAUAUAGUCUUUAAUUCAAACAUUUAAAAGUGUAUUGUACAAUACAACAAAAACAUGUUAUAAUGUACUUUUUUCAGUGUUUUUGACAGUCAUUGCACGAAAUGCAAUCAACAAAUUAAAGUAAAAGGGAACUCUAUUGAAAAAAAAAACAUUUGUCAUCAAUUAAAUCAGUUGAAAGUAAUUUAC
Molecule: messenger RNA, 1189 nt
Organism: Xyrauchen texanus (razorback sucker)
Lineage: Eukaryota; Metazoa; Chordata; Actinopteri; Cypriniformes; Catostomidae
Gene: rbp7a
Product: retinol binding protein 7a, cellular
Exons: 4
Coding region: 41-448 (135 amino acids)
Biological process (GO): fatty acid transport
Cellular component (GO): nucleus; cytosol
Molecular function (GO): fatty acid binding
Source: RefSeq, a predicted model, not a curated record